This is a messenger RNA of Dermacentor silvarum, 2982 nucleotides long. RefSeq lists its product as uncharacterized. Lineage: Eukaryota; Metazoa; Arthropoda; Arachnida; Ixodida; Ixodidae. The record is from RefSeq and is a predicted model, not a curated record. Gene Ontology annotation, molecular function: citrate transmembrane transporter activity; succinate transmembrane transporter activity. The transcript has 17 exons. The annotation marks the transcript as partial. Gene Ontology annotation, biological process: citrate transport; monoatomic anion transmembrane transport.
AUGUUCUUCCAGAUAGUGCUGCUGGCUGUGAAUAGCUCUUUAUCGGCCGUUGCGUCAACCCUGCCACCGGUCUACCCUGCUGAUGCUGCUGCCGCUUUCCCAACCGAAGACGGCCUAUCCCGGAUUCCGCCACUGGACGAGCCGCCACUUCAGGUGAUGACGCGCUUCUUCGUCUGGCAACGUGCUACGCUGUCAGCUGACCCGGAACCUUUAAAGCGCGGGGAUUCCAGCGGAGACACGGGCCACGGCAUCGCUGAUUCAAUGCCGUGUCACUCACCCAUCAUGUUCUUCCAGCUGUUCAACGAAAAGGAAGUUGAAACAGUCAUGGCCAACGGCUUCAAGCUGAAAAACACGACAUUCAGCGUUUCCCGUGACUACUCAGAAGCUGUUCGCGAUAUCCGACAGCUGAGCAGGCGCUGGAGCUCGACAAGGUCGGAACCCGAGCCUGAUCGACGUUCAUCGGGCCUUCUCGGCUACCUGAUGCCGUUCUACCUGUGCCCAGUACUUUACCCUGGCACCAAGGUUGGUUGCGUCGUGAAAGCGAAAGUCGGUCCGCGCACCGUCAGGGUUCAUGCAAAUCCGAAAGAGCAGCUCGCUACCACGCAGGAGAGCAAAUGCUUCUACUGCGUCCUGGUGAUGAUGUCCUGGUGGCUGCUGCGUGCCAUGCCCAAACCUGUGCUGGCCUUUCUGCCCGCCAUCGCUCUGCCCUUGCUCGGAAUCAUGGGACACGAACAGAUCGCCUCCAACUACCUCUCGAUGGACGUGCUGACGGCGGCGCUGCUGCUUUGGCUGGUCCUGGCGGGCGACGACACGGCGACCGUGGGUCGGCUCAGCUGCGCGCUGGUCGGCCGCUUCGGAGGCCGCGCACGGCCCGUGCUGGCCAUCCUCACGGCCGUCACGUUCCUGGCCUCGCUGGUGCUGCCGCAGAGCCUGGUCGCUGUGCUUGUCACGUGCCUCGCCGAGCGGGUCUGCAAGUUCGAGCGCGAGCACGGACUCCAGGACGUUCAGCGAUGCCUGGAGAGCGCUGCGGCUGAUGAUGCGGUGGGGCACUCGACCGAGGUGGACACAUUGUUGCUGUACGAGGAACUUGCUGUUGCCCUCUGGAAGCGUCAUCGUGCGGGCCUCGACGAUCCGGACCCCACAGAGUGCUGGGACGCCAAUGACACCGCUGGACACUGCGCCAAGCAACCGAAUUUCGGGGCCCUGCGACGCAAGGCGUCCAUCCUGAAGCAGCCUAAGAGGACCAUCAUGAAGGAAGUGCGGCGCGUCUCUCUCUUGACAGGCAAUGAAGAAGUCGCGCCAAGCGCUGCUAGCGGACCCAGGUUUGCAGCCGUUCCAGCCGAUGAGCUCCAGACCCCGCCGCAAGCGGAACAACCGGAGGGCAAACAGCCCGAAGGCAAACAACCCGAAGACGAAGGGCCCCAAGGCAAGCACCACAAGGGCAAGCAUCCUGCAGGCAGGAAGCUACGGACUAAAGUGUUCGGCUCCAGGAGGCACCGCCGCCAAUCGUUCGCCGAAAAGGCGCACGUCUUCAAGGACAGCGAUCGGUUCCACGUGCCCCAGGACCAACGCCACGAGGUGCCACCUCCUCCACGGCACUUGCUCGACGCCAGCACCAGACGACCCUCAGCCGCCGCCAGGUUGCAGGCCACGGGCUUACCUGUAACCGUAGGAGCUGGACCACCUGCGGCUGGGGCGGUCACCGCAUUCGGGCCGCCUAGCCGCACGUCAUCGCAGGGCAGCAUGGCACCUGGCGUGCGCAUCUCAGGCUCGUCGAUUGACUCGCAGGCCCAGGUACUGAAUCUCGCUGUUUCGACGGACGCGGCGCGAAAUGGCUGCCUCUCGCACGCCGGCAGUGGCGCUCGCUUCUCGCUUCCGGGGCGCCAGCCUCGGAUCCUGAUCCGCCACCAGAACCAGGUGGUGCUGCCCGGCCGCGAGUCUCCGAAGCGCGCCGGCCAGUUCCAGCGGUUUCGCGCAGACGACCGGUCUCUCGUGGCCGCCGUCACGUCGUCGUUCCGUUCCAAGGAACCAGACGAACCCGAGGACCACGAAGAACGACAGUUGCAGCGUAACCAGAAGGUUCUGGCGGCUCUCUGCGUGUGCGGCAACAUGACCAGCGUGGCGGGAAGCAUCGCCAGCUAUUGGUUCAUGCCGGGCGCAGAAGCUAUCGCCGCCAACAUGGACAGCUCGUCGCUGUCCUUCUGGAGCUGGACGCUGAUCACGCUGCCAGUGUCCCUGGCUGCGUCGGCGCUCUCCUCCGUCUGCGUCUACUACGGAAGCCUGCAAGCCCAUGAUAACCAGCUCAACGCCCAAGCAGAGGAGAUAAUCUGCUGCUACGCCAGGCUGAGGCUGAACAGACUGGAAAAAUGCAGGUUCUUCGAACUACUAAAUAUACUGUUUUGGAUUGGAUACUCUGGAACUAUACUCGGAUGCAGAUUCGUACAAAGACAGGACCUGAGCACGUGCUUUCUCGGCGCAAUCGUCCUGCUGGCGUCGGCGGCGCUGCCCCGAGCCGGAAGUCGAGCCGCGAGGCCGAGCCCGAGUCAGUUUCGGGCCAAGGUGGACGUGGACGGUGACGAGACGCCCGAUUUCGACGCUUCGCAGUGCCUCGCGUCGGUCGCGAGCCGGCUGCCGUGGGGGGUCAUCGUCGUCUACGGCGCCGCAUCGGUCAUCACGCGAGUCGCCGAGACCACGGGCCUGGCCAAGGUGGCGUUCGACAACCAGUUCUGGAGCCAGCAGUCAGACCUGGUGAAGCAGGUGCUCCUCACCGUCGCCUCGUCGCUCAUGGCCGAGUUCAUGACCGCGGCCGCGCUGUGCAACGCCAUCUUGCCCAUCGUCAUCAACCUUUCCACGGACGCGGAGCACGACGCCCUCUACUUCGGUCUGCCGGUGGCGGUGGGCGCCUCGGUGAACACCAUCCUGCCAGUGUCCCUGCCGCUCGUCAUGCUCCACGAUAUGGCACCGGUCACACGCAAGCAGCUG